Molecule: messenger RNA, 987 nt
Organism: Colletotrichum siamense
Lineage: Eukaryota; Fungi; Ascomycota; Sordariomycetes; Glomerellales; Glomerellaceae
Product: Isoflavone reductase-like protein
Exons: 4
Coding region: 1-987 (328 amino acids)
Source: RefSeq, a predicted model, not a curated record
AUGAGAGUUAGCAUCAUCGGCGCGACGGGCGAGACCGGCCAGUCCAUCAUCGACGGCCUCCUGAAGUCGACCGAGCCCAAAUAUGAUAUCAUGGCUCUCACUCGUCCUGCUUCACUGCAAAAGCCCGAGGUGCUGGACCUCCAGAAAAAAGGCAUCCACGUCGUCGCCGCUGAUCUUGAGGGUCCCGAAGAUGCGCUCACGGAGAUCCUCAAAGGCACAGAUGUAAUGAUUUCUGCCAUCAAUGCUGGCAAUCUGAUGGCUCAGAUUCCUCUGAUUAAUGCAUCCAAAGCGGCUGGUGUCGGCCGAUUUAUUCCUUGCUUUUUCGCCACCAUAGUCCCUCCCAAGGGCAUCCUGAAGCUGAGAGAUAUCAAAGAGGAUGUAUUGAAUCAUGUUAAGAAAGUGCGCCUGCCGUACACGACAAUCGAUGUCGGUUGGUGGUACCAAAUCACGCUGCCGCGUCUUGCAUCCGGUCGCAUCGAUUACGCAACCACAUUGGUAACUGAUGGAAUUGGAGGGGACGGAAACAUGCUGUCAGCUAUCACUGAUGUGCGUGACAUUGGGACAUAUGUUGCUCGGAUCAUUGCAGACCCCCGCACAUUGAAUCACAUGGUCUUUGCCUACAACGAGUUGAUCACUCAGAACCAAGUGUAUGACUUGUUGGAGAAGAUGAGCGGGGAGAAGGUCAAGAGAAACCAUAUAUCGGUUGAGGCAAUCAAGGCCGGGGUCGCUCAGAUGGAGGCUUCUAACCUGGGGCCGGAGUCACCAGAGUUCUACGAACUGAUCCGCUUUCAGUACUGGCAUUCUUGGGCUAUCCGUGGAGACAACACCCCCGAGUACGCGAAGUAUUUGGGUUACUUGAACACGAAGGACCUAUACCCGGACAUUGGGUUCAUUCCGUUCCAAGAAUAUGUGCAGGAGGUACUGGAUGGAAAAGGCAAGAGCGUCUACGAAAAGUCGGAGGAUUUGAAGCCACUCAAGGUUGAAUGA